AUGACAUCUAACAUUAGCAACGCAGCUAACGAGCAAUCAUCACACGUCAAUGUAAGCAGCAGCGAACCUAUAACCAUUUCCGAAUAUUCAGUUGAAAAAACGAUAGGACCAACAGGGUCCACGAUGAAAUAUGAAGUCAUAACAAACAAAGGGAUUAUCCAAGAUGCUGAAAGAACUGAAGUCAGUGGACCGCAGAUUAACAACAGCAAGCAGAUUAAUAAUAUUCCCAUAGUCGCUGUCGAAGAUGAUGAGACCGAACCAAGUCGUGAGGUGGCAACAGUGAAUCCCACGACUACAGCAAUCGUUCCUAGUCAACCACAAAUCCCGCUGAGGGGAAUAGAUUUUGUGCCUAUUCCUAUGCAACAAGUGGUUUCAUUGACAUUUCCUAUGGAUCCAUAUAGUUUCGAUCAUUUCAGGCAAUAUAUCGGUAGUAAGUUGUGCUAUAAUGCUGCACUUCUCGACCAAUCAAGAAUAAUCAAGACGCAAGAACGUGUCGCAUAUCGCGUUGAUAUCUGGACGCUAAUGGAAAACCGCACUCUCGAAUGGACAACAAAACCAUAUCGUGACGAAGACACACCUAAUAGAACCGUUGAAAAUCUUUUUGAAUGGGACGAUAUCUCGUUUGUUUGUCCUAGAGCUGAUGUGAAAGGAAUUGUCAAAAAAUCGUAUCCAUUAGAAGAUACGCAGACUAAAAUAGUGUGUGACUUUUGCAGAGGACAACGUGUACAAAGAUGUGCUCGAUGCUAUGGACACGGACAUUGGAUACCUCAAAAUGGUUAUAGCACACGAUGUGUAGCCUGUAAUGGUCAGGGUACACUGAAUUGUGUUCAUUGCGAUGGAUCCGGUUUUCUUCUUAAAGUGGCUACACUGAAGUUUGAAUGGGAAUCGAUCAACUCAGUAACUUGCUAUCAAAACACAGUUCUACCUGAUAAAUUGAUUCGUCUAAGACGUAAUAAACCUGUUGUGUUCGAUGGUGACAUUAAAUGGAACAGUAGUAUGGUCUUAACAAGUUUUCCAGGUUUGAUUGAAACACUUCAGGAGAAAACUCCUGGUGACCUUUCAGACAAAUUAAUUAAAGAUAUUCAAAAACAGUAUCAAACACAUUAUAUUCAAUUGAAGAAGCCCACCCAAUUCAAUAGAAUCACUAAAAUAAAAUGUUUGAUUCGACAAGUCGAUGUUAUCGAAAUAGAUUAUCGAUUAGAUGGCUACAUCAAUAAGGUUGGGCGAAAUAAAGGUGAGUACCGAUCUACAAACUAA
Messenger RNA from Rotaria socialis, 1257 nucleotides. The record is from the annotation of a GenBank genome assembly. Lineage: Eukaryota; Metazoa; Rotifera; Eurotatoria; Philodinida; Philodinidae.